Prorocentrum cordatum is the source of this 529-nucleotide messenger RNA. NCBI's taxonomy places the organism in Eukaryota, Dinophyceae, Prorocentrales, Prorocentraceae. The record is from the annotation of a GenBank genome assembly.
CCCAUGCAGGCCCGCCGUGCCGCCGCUGGCGCCGCUGUGGUCGCCGCGCUUCUGGGCCAGCAGGUGCAGCCGGCCCUCGCCAAGGAUGUGCUGCUGUCCGCGACCGCAGACCCGGCCGAGCAGAUCGCGGCGCCGCUGAUCGACAACUCGAACUUGGUUAAGGGCGUGCCGUUCGCGGGGGAGAACGCCCCGCGGUAUGCGCCCCAGACCACCCAGUCCGAGGACGAGCUUCUGUUCAGGGGGAACAACGGCAUCAAUGUGCUGGAGUACGUGCGUGCCAAGAAUGGCUGGGUGGGCCAGAUGCAGUUCGACUCUCCCUCGGAGGAGGCGACCGCGAACAAGCUCCUCGAGAAGCUGCGCUGAGUAGGCGAGGCGAUUCCAGGGACGGCGACGGCUUGUGGAGUUCCAUCAGCUCCCUGGCCCGUCGCUCUUGGCGCCUGUGACGUGUGUCUUCCGCGCGCGUCACACGUGUUUUUUCAACGCUCUGCGCAAGCGGAUCGCGAAAACGAUGCGCGCGCGCCGCGUUCCG